This is a messenger RNA of Soboliphyme baturini, 603 nucleotides long. The record is from the annotation of a GenBank genome assembly. Lineage: Eukaryota; Metazoa; Nematoda; Enoplea; Dioctophymatida; Soboliphymatidae.
AUGGACCGAUGUCAUUUCUUUCUUAUUUACACGGGAAGAUUUCGAGUGAAAACGAAGUUCUUUCGGAGAAAACCCAACACAGUGGAUACUUAUAUACAGACGGUAUCCAAGUCCUUCGCUGACAGAGGCGUGCAGUGCGACCUUCAGCUGGCAAUCUCCAGUGAAGAGAAUUUAGCUUCCAAAGCUGACGUCUUCACAGACAGUGACAAUUUUUCUCAGUUUUACGACACGGCUUGCCAGACCACGUCAUGCAUGCCUUACGUGCUGCCGGACGCACCAGAUGACACAGCAGGGAGCGCAGGCGAUUUUGCGCGCUCGGCCGACUUCUUGCCAUCCGUGGAGUCCGCCUGUGAGGUGACGUCGUUCUAUGACGAAACGCACGGCCGCAGUCUCGACGCGGAAUAUGUGGACAAGCUGUUUACGGAUAUCGAAACACAGACGGAAGGCAAGUCCUCUCUUCUCGAUCUCGAAGCGUUUCUAUGUAACAUGGAAACGCAAACCAGUGACGCAAUUUUUUUGACUCCGAAUGACAACGAAACGCAGACUUCGUGGCUAGACUUCUCACCUUUACUCUACCAAAGCGCACAUACGCAGACCCAGUAG